Molecule: messenger RNA, 735 nt
Organism: Brassica rapa (field mustard)
Lineage: Eukaryota; Viridiplantae; Streptophyta; Magnoliopsida; Brassicales; Brassicaceae
Source: RefSeq, a predicted model, not a curated record
GCCAAAUUUUUCCUGUAUUAUUUGAAUUUUGAUUUUUGAAAUUUGAGACGACGACAUCACUAAAUAAUCUGAUGUUGUUUGUUUGUCACUUUACCAAAGCUCCCAUAGUUUAUAGUACGUCUUCUUCAUCUUUUCCUCAAGUACCACAAUUUUUACAUCGAGAUAAUGGCGGAGCAAACCACCGCCGACCCAACAUUUUCCCCUGCUCUUGUCUCCGUGUCUUCUCCUAGUCCUCCUAAGAAAGAAAACGCCAGUCCUGUUGAUUCCAAACUCACGGAACUCAACGAAUCAAGAGCCGAGUUGCUUAAUAGGAUCCUCAAUCUUAAACAGGACUUGCAAAGCUGGAGAGGCAAGCUGGACACCCAAGUUCAAGUCUACCGUGAGGAGCUCUCUGGGUUAAAGAAGACUCUGAAUCUUGAAGUUGAGCAGCUCCGUGAGGAAUUCAAAGAUCUGAAAACCACCUUGAAUCGGCAGCAAGAUGAUGUUUCUGCCAGCCUUAAAACCCCAGGCUUACAAGAUGACUCCAAAGAUUCAAAAGAGCAAAUGGUGACAGAAGAGACAGUGGAAGCUCGAUUGACUGAUGAGAAUGCGAAAGAAGCAGAGCAUUAGAUGAUGAUAAUGUUUCUUCUUGUCAUCUUACCACUACUACUACUACAACUACGUUGAGAUUGUUACCGUUACUUCUUAAACAUAUAGUACUUGCGGUUUAGUUAAUCCUAAUGAUGCACCACAACA